Messenger RNA from Boeremia exigua, 1710 nucleotides. Its product is annotated as carboxypeptidase-like protein A4 precursor. Gene Ontology annotation, biological process: proteolysis. Lineage: Eukaryota; Fungi; Ascomycota; Dothideomycetes; Pleosporales; Didymellaceae. Gene Ontology annotation, molecular function: metallocarboxypeptidase activity; zinc ion binding. Bases 271 to 1617 code for a protein of 448 amino acids. The record is from RefSeq and is a predicted model, not a curated record. The transcript has 2 exons.
GUGUUGUUCAUCAGGUUCGCCAAGUGCCUCGUAUCUCCAGCUGCCUAAUCGGGUUUCGUCGUUCAGCUUGGCGGCAUGACGAAUAUGCAACUUCCCCUCAACUCCAGGAAGUUGAUCAAAGAGAUUGCCAUGGAAGGUAAGAGUUGCAUUAUAUGUGACUUGGCUGUGAUAAGAUCUCGUAUGUAAUGGAAGGGUUUAUAAGCACGGUCUUGCAUCUAUAUUUCACAAACAUUGUUUUUCAUUUGGCUCAGGUUGAAGGAAGUCGAAACCAUGAGACUGAGCAAUCUAAUUCUGCUUGCUCCACUGGUGGCAGGCUCACCUCUUGAAGCCAGUCGAGCCUCAGUCCCUCGCAACGUGGGUACCAGCUAUGAUGGAUAUCACAUCUACAGUAUCACUCCUUCGUCUGCCAAUGAAGCUCGCGACCUAGCAAAACAAUUCUCUCUCUACCAUACCCAUCCCAUCCGCGACACCUUAUCCGUGGCCAUCCCACCUGAAGAAGUUGCCAGUUUCGAGAGCCGUGGACUGAAGACGCGCCUAGUCAAUUCUGACUUGGGAGCGCACAUUCGAUCCAUUGACAGCGGGCCAAUUGAGUACAGUCGCACAUUGCACAAGCGUGGCGAGCUACCUGAUCUCUCGUGGUACGACACGUACCAUCCGUACGCGGACCAUCUGGACUACUGGGAUGACCUAGUACAUGCGUUCCCAAAGAACUCUAAGAAGUUCCCGCUUGGAAAGAGUUAUGAGAACAGGACUAUCUAUGCCUUUCAUCUUUUCGGAGAUAAGAAGAAAGGCGGCCAUGGGCCAAAGACAAAAGACAAGCCCGUCAUCCUUUGGCAUGCUACUGUCCAUGCUCGAGAGUGGAUUUCAACCAUGGUCAUCGAAUAUCUCGCCUACCAACUCAUCGACGGCUACAAAUCCGGCAAUGCCAACGUGACCGCCUUCCUCGAUCACUACGACUUCUACCUGGUCCCCUUCCACAACCCAGACGGCUUCGUCUACACCCAAACCACCGACCGCCUGUGGCGCAAGAACCGCCAGCCCCGGCCCUCGAUAAACACGACCUGCAUCGGCACCGACGGCAACCGCAACUGGAAAUUCGAAUGGAACGCUGAGCCCCCCGAGGGCGGCUCGACGCCCGACCCCUGCGGCCAGACCUACCGCGGCCUGGCACCCGGCGACACGCCCGAGAACGCCGCGCUGGACGCGCUGUCCGCGCGCCUGUCGAAACAGGGCCAGGGGCUCCGCUCCUUCAUCGACUUCCACUCGUACUCGCAGCUCGUGCUGACGCCCUGGGGCUACUCGUGCGAUCCGCUGCCGGAGACCAUCGAGCGGAUGGUGUACGUAGCCAACGGGACGGCGCGGGCGAUCGAGGCCGCGAGCGAGCGCGGCAGCGUGUACGAAGCCGGCCCGGGUUGUCAGAUUCUGUAUUUCUCGACGGGGAAUUCAAGGGACCACCAUCAUGCGACGCAUGGGGCGGACCAUUCGUGGACGCUGGAGUUGAGUCCAGCGGAUGUGGCGGGUGGCGGGUUUGUGCUGGAUCCGAAGGAGAUCUGGCCCGUGGUGAAGGAGCAAUGGGCUGGGCAGUUGUAUACGUUGAGGGAGGUGUGGGAGAACUAGGGGUUCACGGAGGAUAAUCGGUGUAGAAUGAGAAUGAGAUGAGUCGGCCGAUUUGUGGGUACGAAUGGAUGGUAUUCAACUUGUCAACAACUG